Molecule: messenger RNA, 7071 nt
Organism: Octopus bimaculoides (California two-spot octopus)
Lineage: Eukaryota; Metazoa; Mollusca; Cephalopoda; Octopoda; Octopodidae
Product: melatonin receptor pdcr-1
Biological process (GO): G protein-coupled receptor signaling pathway
Cellular component (GO): membrane
Molecular function (GO): G protein-coupled receptor activity
Source: RefSeq, a predicted model, not a curated record
UCUCUCUCUUUAUAUAUUUCUGUAUUUUUUGUUUUUAUAUAUUUUUACACUCGUUUUCAUUAUUUAUUAAUUUCUUUUACUUUCAUUGUGGGCCGAUCCACUGACCAUACUGGACAUUACGUUUUAGCUUAUUGAAUGGACAGACAAUGUAGCGGGGGAAAAAUAGAAGCAAAAUAAAAAAAAAUAAAAAAACAUAUAUAAUAAUAAUAAUAAUAAUAAUAGGCUAUAACCAUUAUACUAAAAUAACAGCAAACAAAAAAUGCAAUAAAAACAAAAUAUUUAAAAUAUGGGAUGUCUGUAAGAGAUUCCUUGGUUCUUCUGAUAACGAACAAGACAGAAAUAAUUUAGAGGAUGAAAUAUUUUGGAAGGGAGAUUCAAGAAGAAAUGUAAAAUAUAUUGGUAAAAUUUGCAGCUUAUUUGUUCAUUGGUCGGAUGUGUCUCAAAAGCUGACAGACAUGUAAAGAAAAUAUUUUUCAAAAAUCCCCUCAAAAUCUUGACAAAAAAACAUUAAAGAAACCCAUAAUGGACUCUGAAUUAAUAUGGCUGAACUAUCUUUAGAAUUUGUCAACUGACUGGACGUCUUGGAGUUUGUAUUUCCUAACUUUUUACUGACAUUCUUUUGGUGUAUUUUUUUUUGGUGAAUUCUUCAGGAGUUUUCUCCUGUUAUAUGCAUAUUUGUUUUUUCCUUUUUUGUUCUAUUUUGUUCUUAUUUUCAUGUGGUUCUUUGGUUCAGGUUUUGGAUUUUGUCUUCUGCUUUUAAAAUUACAUUAUUAAUAUUUCAAUUUGAUUGCUUCUUUAUUCUUAUUCUUUCUUUUAUACAUUUCUUCAUCGCUGUUGUUUCUUUCACAUCUUCCUUCCCCUAUCCUACUCCAUUCUUCUUUCACAUUUCCAGAUAUUUUCAAACCUGGCUAUAAAAGAAAAUUUUAUAUCAGCGAAAAGGACUUUUUUUUUCUUAUGUAUUCAAAUCUAUAUUUUUUUAAAAAUUCAACUAUAUUUUGUAUUUAUCUUUUGUAUCUUCUUUUUGAUAUUUAAGUUUUAUAGUUUUCACUUUAUCUUAUUUUUGCUUUUUUACAGUGUUGUUGUUUGCCAUUUUCUAUGUAAUUUAAAGACAUAUAUUCCAGAAUAUUCUAGUGGACUUUAUUGGAAUAUCAAGAAAAUGCAAAUUUUCUCUGUCUUUAUGAUUCAUUCCAUUUGAAUGAAUGAGUUCUUUUUCAUCUCAUGGCUGAAGCAAAAUGGAUGAAUUUAUAUUUUCAUUGACCAAAAUUGACUAUUUCAUCAUGGAAUUAGAGAAUUCCUCAUAUUCAAUGAGAGAACUUCCAUUCUCUGCCGUUUUCCCCUCCUCUGUAAAAUGUAUAAAGUUUCUCUGGAAAAAUUUGACUCUUUUUAUAUAAAACUGUCUGGUUGAAUUUGAAACAAAAUCACAACCCAAAUUUCAUUACAAUGUGAAUGACAACAUGGCCAUCUUCAAGAUAAUAAAUACCUUUAUAUAAGAUUAUAUUUAUUUUACUUACUGCUUUAGCAUUUAAACCAGCCUUAUCCAGCCCAAAUAUUCCAUUUUGUGGUCAAACAGGCCAUAUCCAGCCUCUCACACCUACCCUACAAUGUCAUUCUAAAAGUAAUCAUGUCACUGGAAUCACCACAGCUAUGAGAUAACGCCUGAUUAAUUCAAAACAAUGUGAAUAAAAAAGCAUUACAUUUGACAGAGUAAUUUGAAUGCUAAAGGGUAAGACCCCUUCCAAAUAUCAUGAUUAUAUUGAAAAUUGGAGCAUUCAGGAAUUCUUCUUUGGAAUAUAAUCACCAAAGAAUUCAUAACAGUUUCUUCUUAUUUAAUGAAAUUUGGUUCUUUGAGAUUAAACAGUAAACCUGUUAAAAAUGGAGCCUGAAAUUUCUGUUCAGACAGGUGUAAUCAUAGCUGUUAAUUUUAUUAUCAUUGUUGGUAAUAUUCUCAUAAUUCUUGUACUUUGCAACACGAAUUGCCUUCACAAUGUCAACAAACUGUUUUUCUAUUCACUGACUUUUGCUGACCUCUGUCUAGGACUUUUCAUAACCCCAUUUUCCAUCCUCACCUCUUUUUUUGGCCAAUGGGUGUAUGGUGACAACAGAUUUUGUCAAGUCGAAGCCUAUCUUACUACUAUAUUCUGGAUUGCUGGCCUGUAUUCACUGAUGUGCAUCAAUGUUGAUCACUACAUUGCUAUUCGUAGACCAGAGCGGUACAAUACGCUCAUGUCUCCGGUACGCUGUAUCUGUUGGACAGUUUUUGUGUGGUUUUCAGCUUUCAGCUUCUGCUGUCCUCCGCUUUUUGCACUGCAUCGUGCGCGAUACGAUGAGGAGGCCUUCAUGUGCAUCAUCGACACCAGGCUCCAGUUGGCCUACUUCAUCACAGCAGGCCUCAUCAUGACCUGUCCGCCGAUAUUUGGGCUGAUUUACACCAUUUCCUACUUGUGCUCCUCUUCCUUCAGAAAGAAACGGGAGGUCUAUGAGACAAUCCUUCAAGACCGAGCAUCUCGACCAUGGAAUUACUUCAUGAACUCUGUAGCAUCUGUAAUAUUCACCUUGGCAUGGAUCCCAUGGUGUGUUUUACAAGUGCACGAUAUUAUUUACAGUAGGACCCAAAAUGGAUACAGGAGCCCAUUGCAUUUUUACUUGUUGUGGCUUGCCAUCGGGAACUCAUUCUACAAGUUUUUCAUCUAUAUAACAAUGAGUCGUGAGUUUCGUAUGGGUCUGCGGCAACUGUGGAGCAAACCUGACUGCUCGUGUUCAGCUUCCAGAAUACAGGAGCAAGAAUCAAACGUUAUAACUUUAGACACAAAAAUGAGGAACAGAUCAAGUAUGGAUGUCUAGAAAUCUCUAUAAAAAAAAAAGUGCACCAUAAUACAGUUCAUAAAACUUAUUUUCCAAAUUUUUUUCACUGUUGUACAUCCAUACAUCAUGUUUGUAGUGUGGCUGGAAUGAUUUAUUCUGUUGGAAGAUUCGUUUAAAUAUCUGGAUAAUGCCAUUCUGAUUGCUAACUAAACACUCAACCAUGACUUGAGAACUUGGAAUCUAAUACAUAUUGUGGUUCACUCUGUCCAGCUGGAGCAAAUGGAGUUAAUGUGCCUUGGACAGGUAUUAAGGGCUGUUAGGCCAAGACGAAUUAUAAUGGGUAACACCUGGGGAGAAAUUUUGAAAGGAUAUAGAAUAGAGAGUAGAAGGGACAAAAUAUCAAGAGGCAAAAGAAAUGACAUCUGGCUGGCCAUUAAAUCCAGAAAAUACAGAGAGAGACAAGAAAAAUGGCCUGUAGUCACGUGACCAACAGGCAGAGGGGAAGGGGGUGAGAGAGAGAAUGAGGGAAAGAAACAGAGGGAGUGAGGAGAAAGGAGAAAGAAAGAAAGAAAGAAAGACAGGGAACAGCAAAGAAGGAAGGGGAGAGAAAGAAAUAUAGAAGAUGAUAGAAAGAAAAAAAAAAAAGGCAGGGGACAGAGUGUUGAGUCACAGAGAUUAUAUGUAAAUGUAAAAAACUCAUUGUUGGCGCUGGUGAUGUCCGGUUCUUAAUGUGUGUAUAGUUUCAUUUAUUUAAUAAUUGAACACCACACGGCCCUUGUGGACUGGAACUUAAAAAGUCUACUUCACAACCUGUUGAAUAAAAGCUAAUCAGGUGAAAUAUUCAGACCCAGUUAAAAUGAACUUUAUAACAUUUUUACUCUGCUUUUAUUAUUGAACCACCAUCCUAUCCAUAUUUUUAUUCAUAUUGCUUUAAAAUAAUAACUUUUAACCAACAUUCACACACACACACACACACACAUGUUUACCAGGGGUUAUAUUCCGAGUUUGCUAGGUGUGCACUGCACAGUCAACCAAAAAUGGCAAAAUUCAUAAUAAAUAUUUCCUUACUCGUUAAUUUAAUUACAAAUCUUAAUGGAAAAACUUUUGUUAUAUUCCUGCUUGAAAUUUGGUGGCAUUGGGUGUGGCAACACACCCAGUACAACCACCACCACCAUCCACGCCGCUGAUGUUAACACAUGUACACAUCCAUAUCUGGGUAAACGAAUGUGUGUGCACAUUCAGUUUUAUCGUUAUAUUUAAUAAACAUUUAGUCUUGCUCUGUGUGUGAGGGAUGAGCAUGUUUACAUGAGCUAUGUGCUUUUUCUGUGUAUUCCUUUGUUGUCCUUCUGUGCAACUUUGCACUCCUGUGUCAUCAUCGUCAUUUAACGUCCGCUUUCCAUGCUGGCAUGGGUUGGACAAUUUGACUGAGGACUGGUGAACCGGAUGGCUGCACCAGGCUCCAAUCAGAUCUGGCAGAGUUUCUACAGCUGGAUACCCUUCCUAACGCCAACCACUCUGAGAGUGUAGUGGGUGCUUUUUAUGUGCCACAGGGACAGGGACCAGUCAGGCAGUUCUGGCAACAGUGCCACCUGCACAGGAGCCAGUCCAACGGCACUGGCAGCGACCACGCUCAAAUGUUUUUCGUGUGCCACUGGCAUAGGUGCCAGUAAGGUGACACUGGUAACGAUCACGCUCAAAUGGUGCAUUUUAUGUGCCACCGGCACGGGAGUCAGUCAGUGGCCCUGGCAACGAUCACACUUGGAUAGUGCUUUUAAUGUUCCACUGGCACGGUUGCCACAUAUAUAUAUACACAGACAUGUACACAUGACCAUUGUAUUCUGUGAUUUCAUUAAAUGGUUCAGUUAUUAUUUUUCAAUGCUUGGAGCUUUCCUUAAACAAUUGUCCAUCAGGUGGUCAAUGAUAAUGAGGAAUAGUUUAUUCAGUAAAAUACUUUCCUACCCCCCCUCCCGGCAAUCCUCAUUUCUAUUUGGUUCAAUCCAUUGUCUGGGUUUAAAGCCACCACUUGACUCCUUUUGUGCUUUUAACAGAGUCCACUCUUUUGCAAGCAUUUAGCUCAACCCUUUGGUCUGACAGUCUGAGGGUAACUUUUCCCUAUUGCCAAUACUGUAUGGGGUGUUCAUAAGUUACCUUUAUAACUUCCAUAGCAAAAUUGAAUCUAUUAACGUUGAGAUCCAUCGAUAAACUUCUUUGCACGUUAAAUAAAUAUUAUUAAAGUUUUAAUAUUGUUGUAAUAUUUGAAUUACUUUUGUUAAUCUUUAAAGGUGUUUAUUAUUAUCCCUGAGAGAGAGAGAGAGAGAGAGAGAGAGAGAGAGAGAGAGAGAGAGAGGAUUUGUGCAGAAGAAAAAGUUUUCAAUAAGAUAGUAACUUUUAAUAUUUUUAUUUGGGUUUUGUCAGUGUUUCAUUUUUCUGGAUUUUGUCUGGACAUUCACAGUCAUCGGGCAAGUUAUGAUGAUUCGUAACUUACUCAAUGACUCUGCGAGCAUACAGGCAAAGGUCCAGGGUUGUAAGGGACAGACUUAACCAAAAUAUGAAUUAAUAUAGACACAAAUCAUUCAUCCAGACUGAACAGACAAAAUACACACUCACACACUGCACACACGUUUACACACACACGUUUACACACACACGUUUACACAUACACUUUUAUCUUGAUAUUGAAUACUCUGUUUUUUAACUGAAACAAGCUGUGCAUCAUUACAAUAUGUAUGCGUAUAGAAAUUUGUGUUUGCAUGUGUGUGUGUAUGUAUACACACAUAUAUACAUACAUACAUUUUCUUCUCAAUGUAUUUAAGCUACAACCACUAACGAUAUACUCUAAUGAAUCUGAACGAAUGGAACAUUGCUUAUGUAACGAGGUACAUCUUUACAUCACCUGGUGAGAUACUUCUGUACCUUGGGAUGCACCAAAAUUGAUUGUAUAGUUUCCCACCCCUGAGGGAGCAAGGCAAGAUGUGUCGAAACGAUCAUUGUGAUCCAGAAAGUUUCCUGUAUAUUCCAUUUCUCAUCUCUAUUGCUUUUGUUAUAUGUACAUGCAUAAUUACAUAAGUAACAAACUGGAAGAAUAAAGAGUACUCAAUGCUGGAAGGUAGAUAACUAGUUGUUUUUAAUGCAACUUAUGUUAAUAUUCAAGAACCCAAGGUUCCCUGCUGUAUGAUGACAAAAGUCAGCAAAAGUUUUAAAAUCACAAACAACAACUCCAUCAUUAUAAUUGAUGAUAGCUGAGCAUCAGCUACUAUUCCAAUUCAUGUUCAAUAAUUCUUGACACUUGUCAGCAUGAAACCUCAGGUUCUAGAACAUAUAUAUAUAUAAUACUAUGCUAUGCAGUAUUACAGAUCCAUUUCAGCUGAUUUUGCUUAUUAGUAUCAUAUAUGAUUUAGAUGAUAACCAACGCUGCUUGUCAGAAAUGUUGAUGAACAGUAUCUUAAGUCACUGCCUGACUCAUAUGCAAAACAGAUUUUGAUAAAAUCAACUAGUAUGAACCUGUAAUAUGAGUGCCUGUUUUCUCUGACUUAUGGAUUCUUAGAUGACAUAUAUAUAUAUAUAUAUAUUUCAAAUUAGACUAAAGAGAAUAAAAAAAUUCUUCCCUUAAAAUUCAAGCAUUAUUUUUGCUAAGUCUGCCAUGAUUUUUCUGAAAAGACUCUGUAGUCAAGGCUUCCAUUGUUUAAACUCUCGUCUCUCAGCAAAAUCUUCAUGAGGGUCGGUAAAUUUGUUUAAAUGGUUCUAAUCCCAGAAAAAGUAGAAAAAAAACAAAACAAAACAAAAAAGAAUUGUGAGGCAGGAAUGUUUCAUGCUUUUUCUGUAAACUUUAUUUGUUCAAACAUAUUUCUAUAGCUUCUGCUAAAAGAGGAAAAAAAGUGUUGCCGUAUUUUGCAUCAUUCAUUGUUAUAUAAUUGUUGUUAAUAUUUUCCUGAAUGUGGACAUUUUUAAUGUCUAGAAUUAAAUGGAAAAUGGUCUGGCAUCAUUUCUGUUGCAAUGUUAUUGGUUAUUUUUAUUUAUUUAUAUAUUUAUAUUUCUAUCCAAAUAUAUAUACAUAUUUAUGUAUUUAUUCUCAAAAGAGUAUCAUUAAAAAUCCAAAGAAAAUCCAUAAUUAAGGAUAAUGAAUGUCUUGGACUAUUUCCUGUGAAAUUGCUGUUUAAAAUAUGAAAUUUUAUUCUAAUGCUCUCAUGAUGUUUUACAGAAAGAGAGAAAAAAAUUAAAUAAAUAAAAGCUUGUUUUGAAAUAUUAAAUAACCACAGAUUACAUCUUUUA